Crotalus tigris (Tiger rattlesnake) is the source of this 4126-nucleotide messenger RNA. RefSeq names its product MAPK activated protein kinase 3 (gene MAPKAPK3). The transcript is spliced from 11 exons. Lineage: Eukaryota; Metazoa; Chordata; Lepidosauria; Squamata; Viperidae. The coding region runs from base 604 to 1767 and encodes 387 amino acids. The record is from RefSeq and is a predicted model, not a curated record. Gene Ontology annotation, cellular component: cytoplasm; nucleus. Gene Ontology annotation, molecular function: calcium-dependent protein serine/threonine kinase activity; calmodulin binding; mitogen-activated protein kinase binding. Gene Ontology annotation, biological process: peptidyl-serine phosphorylation; intracellular signal transduction; toll-like receptor signaling pathway.
CGGCGGGGUUUUCUUCCCCCUCACCCGCAAACGUUGCUGCCAUGAGGACCGUGCGCGAAUGAAUGGGUCGUUCUGGAUUGAAAGAGGGCUGUAUUAGCCUCUAGCCAGCCCCGCUUCUGGAAUAAUUUACCUCUUUGGCCAGUUCAGAGUUAGAACGGCUUUAACCAAUAGUUGCCCAGAAGGGAAGAUUCAAUCAAUUGCCCUAAAUAGGAAAAUGGCCUUGAGGAAAACCCUCAUUUCUGCAUCACUAUCAGAGAGACGAUGGUCCAAGGGAGACGAAUGGGACUGUAAAUUGCCACCUAUCUGUUUGUUUGCUAGAAGGGAUGGGGGUCAAAGAUGCUGUAGAAGAGCGGAUGGACUGACUUGUUGGAUUUCUUUCUUUCCGUAAAGGGGAGAUAUUCUGCCUCAGAUGAGGAAGCAACUGCUAUUUUUGUGUGUUUGAAAAAUACGCUAUCCAUUGUUUUGCCAAUCCAGGAGGAUGUUCUGUGAAAUCCUAGGAAAUGGAUCUAGUCUGUUUGAAAUGUUUGCUUCGACAGCUUAAUGGAAGAGUCUUCCUGAAGAUUGUGGCAGCAGUUUUUUUAAAAUUUUGAACUUCUACCUGCUAUGGAACAAAGUGAGAAUCAACAAGGAUCCUCAUCAGAGAUUCAAGAUGACAGCAAAAGCAACACAAGACUUUUGCCUAGCCUGGCUGCUGCUGUCAAAGGGGAAAUAAAGAAAUAUGCAGUUACAGAUGACUAUAAAAUCUCUAAACGGGUUUUGGGCCUUGGUAUUAAUGGAAAAGUAUUGGAAUGUUUUCACAAAGUGACAGGACGGAAAUGUGCUUUAAAGCUCUUGUAUGACAGUCCAAAAGCACGACAGGAAGUGGAUCAUCACUGGCGAGCUUCAGGCUGUCCCCACAUUGUCCAUAUCUUGGAAGUUUAUGAGAAUAUACACCAUGGGAAGAGAUGCCUUUUAAUCAUCAUGGAGUGCAUGGAGGGAGGGGAACUCUUCACUCGAAUCCAGGAGCGUGGAGACCAAGCUUUCACAGAAAAAGAAGCCUCUGAAAUAAUGAGAGACAUUGGAACAGCUAUCCAACAUCUUCAUGGAAUGAACAUAGCUCAUAGAGAUGUCAAGCCAGAAAACCUUCUUUAUACAUCCAAAGAGAAAGAAUCAGUGCUUAAGCUCACAGAUUUUGGGUUUGCUAAAGAGACAACCAUACAGAACGCACUGCAGACUCCUUGUUACACUCCUUACUAUGUAGCCCCAGAAGUACUUGGUCCAGAGAAAUAUGACAAAUCCUGUGAUAUGUGGUCUCUUGGUGUCAUCAUGUAUAUUCUUUUGUGUGGGUUCCCUCCAUUCUAUUCCAAUACUGGCCAAGCCAUUUCCCCAGGAAUGAAAAGAAGAAUUCGGAUGGGGCAGUAUGGAUUUCCAAAUCCUGAAUGGGCAGAGGUAUCUGAUGAAGCCAAGCAGCUCAUUCGUUUAUUGCUGAAAACUGACCCAACAGAGAGAAUGACCAUUUCUCAAUUUAUGAAUCAUCCCUGGAUUAAUCAAUCCAUGGUGGUGCCACCAACCCCUCUUCACACUACCCGAGUCCUGCAAGAAGACAAAGACCACUGGGAUGAAGUGAAGGAGGAAAUGACUAGCGCUUUGGCAACCAUGAGAGUAGACUAUGAUCAGAUAAAAAUUAAAGAUUUGAAAAUAUCCAACAAUCGACUCCUCAACAAACGGCGUAAGAAACAAAAACAAGGAGGCACCUCAACUGCAUCAGCUGGUUGCAACAACCAAUAAAGAUGAGAGAAAUAAAAUGAAAUUCUGAAUUGAACUGAAAUAAUCUCACACAUAACCGAAACACAAAAGUGUGUGAUAAGAACUUUUUAUUUCAACGCACUGGGGUUUUUUUUCUACGAAUUUUUUUUAAUCAUUCUAUUACAUUUUAGUAUACUUUACCUAAGGAGCUGCAACAAACCUUCUAUCAGUGAAGUUUGGAUAAAUAAAUAUUUCUUGUGGUAAUGCGGGUUUAGUGCUUACAAAAGCACAAGUCACAACAAGAAAUUCUAAAUCCCUUUUUUCAUAUAAAGCAAUUAGAGCAUCCAUCUGCUUAACUCUCAGAUGAAUUCAUAAGGACAUAAACGUGCUUAAUUUAGACUGGAUUAUGCUGAAUCCAUUGAAGAAGUAGAUUAAACCAUGCAUAAAGCAAAGAAGUAAAAAGAUCAGGUUAUUACAAGAAGCAAUCAGAAAGUUAUGAAAAAGUAAGUUUUUCAUAUAUUUGUUUGAUUUUUCAUUGUUCAUUUCAAUUGUAUUUAAUGUUCUUAUCGAGUUAAUGCUCUUAUUUUAUACACUGUCCAUCCGUAUAAGGAAGCAUUGCUUUUUAGUCUUUGGGAAAUAUUUACAAUGUCAGGCUUAAGGGAUUAUUACAAGCUUGUUUCCAUGCACACAUUUCUUACAUUCAGAUCAAUGUAGGUAAGAACAGUGUAAAUUAGUCAUACAGGGUGUGGGCACACAUUUUUUUUUUAAAUGCAGGAAACUUUUACUGGCUGCCUUGUAGGAUCCUUGUAGCAAAACAGACAAGAAUGCAGUUGCUACAUUUUACGAUUUAGAUGUUCCAUUUUCUUGUUUAUAUAUAGGCCAUAAUUUAUUAUCACAGAUUUUUUUCAACUGUUUACGUUUUAAAUUAAGUAUCAAAGAUUAAUAAACCAAAAUAUCAUUAUGUCAGCAUCCACAACUUUGCACAAAGAUUUUAGUUGAGAUUUCAGAAGGAAAUGAUUUCCAAGUGCAUUAUGAUUUUUUUACUAAAAGAACCAUGAUAGGCAGGCAGAACAGGUAAAGGGCACCCUUUUUACAUUCUUUUCCAGUGGUAGAAAGCUUCAAGUGGUCUGGGGUUGACAUGGUGGCAUCUUCAGAGAGGACAGAGGCAGAAUUAUUGCCCUCCCUCCCCUUCUUGUGAUGUUGUUUUUAAAGGCAUAUUAAACCAAUUAGGCCUACUUCACCUAUUUGAUUUAUAUUCCUUUUAUUUAGCUAUUGAUGAAUUUCCAUGAGAAAUCUUAGGAAACUACCAGAAAAUAAAUGGUUACAACUGCAGCUUCCUUGAGAUAGGGUAUUAGUUUGCCUAUUCUGCGAACUGGGUGAUAUAGCAUUUUUCAUGUACUGUCCACAUGUGAAAAGUUUAAAACAUAGGCACAUGCCCCGAGCGCUUCUAAAUUCAAAGAGAAAAUUUGCAAACUCGACACGUAUGAAUAUGUAUGUUACCACAGUUGUUUUUACAUAUCAUGUAUAUUAUUUCUUAAUACCCUGUAGAUUAGGGUAGAUGGGAUAACAAAAAAUGAAGUCACUCAAACAAUUUUUCUGGGUAUUUUUUUUUUUUUUUGAGAGUUUAGAUAUUUCAGUACGGCGAUAUAUGCACCAAGAAGAGAAGGUCUCAAACGGGUGGAUUGUCACAUAAUAUCUCAUAAUAACCUUGUCCUGUGAAACCUGCCUUACAUACCAAUUAUCUUUAUUCAAAUCAUUUCAUUGUCCAAACAUUUUCUUUGAAAAGGGAUACUCCUGACAAUUUUCCACACAUGCAAAUGUCCCUGGCCCUCUAGGAAGGAGGUGAGAACAGAGCCACCCCUCUCUUUGAGCUUUCAUUUGUGCGACUGUUUUUAAGAUGCUAACAAACGGCAGGCGCUUGUUUCUGUUACUUCUCAUUUCUAACACUCACUGCAGCAAAGAGAAGUCCUUUGAUGGCCUCCAUGUUUGUCAGAGGGCACAAGGGGGAGAUGAAGUCUUCUCCUAAUUGUACUUGUAAGAUGAUAAAUAAUUGCAGAUGAAUUGUUUUGUUCCUUACAUUCUCCAAACUAAGUCUACUGCACAAGCCAGGAAACCAGAGAUGGAAGAAGAAAAUCUGUGGCUGUUAAACCAAAAAACAUGGGUGACUUUGUGUUAUAUCCUUAUUCUAGAAUUAUAAGGAUUAAUCUGCAAUGAAGUAAAUUUCUAUUAAUUACAUAGGUACCUCUCUUUGAUUUGCAAGCAUAUUAAAUUGAUGUUGAAAGCACUUCAGACUGUUUGUGAAAUGCUAACAUUUUGCAGAUAUUAAUAAAAUGGUGCUUUACCCAUUUUUUUUCUUAAAUGGACCUCGCUCUUUUAAUAAAUCUUCCUUUGUGAUAUUUUA